Molecule: messenger RNA, 582 nt
Organism: Rosa chinensis
Lineage: Eukaryota; Viridiplantae; Streptophyta; Magnoliopsida; Rosales; Rosaceae
Exons: 1
Coding region: 1-582 (193 amino acids)
Source: RefSeq, a predicted model, not a curated record
AUGGAAGAUAACUAUACAACAUGGGUCCAAUCCAUGAGCAUGGCCCUAACCAUCAAGAACAAGAAAGGUUUUGUUGAUGGAACUUUCAACAGAUCAGCUGACAACCCUGAUGAACAAAGGCAAUGGGAUCGUUGCAACACGCUUGUCAAAACUUGGCUGCUAGGAGCCAUAUCGAAGGAAAUUUCGGGCAGUGUGAUUCUUUGCAAAGAUGCAAGAGGUAUGUGGCUUGAAUUACAAGAAAGAUUUUCUCAUACUAACACGGUUCAACUGUUUCACAUUAAGAAUGCAAUCCAUGAUUGUGAACAAGGCACGAACUCGGUCACAUCUUUUUUCACAAAGCUCAACGGGCUUUGGGAUGAGAAGGAUGCACUUUAUGCAUUUCCUCCUUGCAGUUGCAACACAGCCACAGAAGUGAAGACUUACAUGGAGACACAAAAGACAGUGAAGUUCUUGAUGGGGCUCAGCGACAACUAUGCGACGAUACGAAGCAACAUAAUAGGGAUGGAUCCUCUCCCUAGUGGGCAUAUGCAAUGGCUUUGCGUCAUGAGAAACAAGCAGAGGUUUCUAGUGGGAAGUCCAUAG